AUGGCAGAAGGCACGGGCGGAAAGAGGUCGGCGCUGCUGAUCGGAAUCAACGAGUACCACAGCGUCGAGAUGAAGGACCUGAAAGGGUGCGUCGCCGACGUCGCCACCACCGAGGCGUUCCUGCGCGAGGCGGCUGGCAUCACCGACAUCACCAAGCUCACGUCGCCCACAUCGGCGCCGAAAGUCCUUGUGCCGACCCUCGACAACGUGCAUGGUGCCUUCCAAAAGCUCGCGCGCGAGGCCGCCGAGGGCGACUUCAUCUACAUUCACUACUCGGGCCACGGCACGCGCCUCCCCACCGGGUUCGGUACUAUCAAGGGCCGCAACGUGUACGACGAGUGCCUCGUCCUGCCAGUCGCGGGGAGCACGAAGCUGGACUACCUGCGCGACGUCGAGGUGGCGUUCCUGCUCAAGCAGAUCACCGACAAGGGCGCCACCGUCACCUUUGUGCUCGACUGCUGCCACUCGGGCGGCGCAACGCGCGACGGUGACGACAUCGCCAAAGGGGUUCGGGGCACCGACGCCGCCUCGCCAUCGGCCUUCGUUGAGCGGGACCCGAUCGGGCCCGCGGGGGCGCUCGAGGAGUCGUGGAGGCCGCCGGCGCCGGGCGACCCGGGCCGCGGCGGCGUCGUGGUGCGGCACUGGAUGACGGCGUCGGACCGCUUCAGCUUCCUCGCCGCGUGCCGUACCAGCCAGAAGGCGUGGGAGGUGCCGAAAGACGCGGAGGUCAGGCAGGGCUUGCUCACGACCUGCCUGGCCAGCGUCGUAAACGAUAAGCGCCUUCCCGGCGGGCUGCAGAAACUGAGCUGCGACGUGGUUUCCAACCUCGUCGCCGGUCGGCUCAAGAGCCAUCCAGACAGGGACCUGGAGACCGUACAGGACGUCGUGUUCGGCGGGCGGGGCGACAGGGCCUUCUUCAGCGCUGAACCGGCCCCCCGGCCGCCCGUGCUCGUACGGGCCGUCGAGGAGCUGGGCGCGUCCAAGGUCAAGGUGAUGCUGGACGCCGGCGCCGCUCAUGGCGUGGCUGUGGAUGACGAAUAUGCCAUCUACCCAGCCGGCAGCUUGCUCCGCAACCUGACCGACUAUAGCGCACCCCUGGCCACGUGCCAGGUGAAAACUGUUGACGACUUCGAGGCGCGCUCCCUGCUGCAGCGCGGCGGCGCGGCGCCCGAGAAGGUCCAGGUCGGCUGCGUGGCCGUCAGCGUCCGCGACAUUUUAAAGAAGCACGUCCUACAGCCCAGAGGGGUGAAGGUCCUGUCUGCGGCGGCCGGCGAAGGCCCCGGGCCGCUCGACCGAACUGUUCAGGAGGUCCGGGACAGCAUCGGCCGGGACAAUAAGCUGGUCCAGGUUGUAGAUACCGAUGAAGCCUUCUUUACGGUCCGCGUCCGGGUCGACGGCAGCUUUGUCGUAUCCUUCAAGCCCGGCGAUUCUGAGGCAAGCGUCGAGGUUGGGCCUGCGGUAGGGGACCUGCUGGCCCGGCUGGCGCACCUGACCAUUUUCUAUAACCUGUUCAACCUGCCCAUUGAUAACGUGGAGAACACGGCCGGCCUCGAGGUCCGCAGGAUCGGCUUCCUGGAAAAGGGCGUAACUCCCCCGCUCCCGCGGCCCUUCAGCCUCGACAGCCGUCCUAGCGUCCGGGGGUUGCAGCCGCUGCCACAGCCGGGCUCCAUCGACAUGGUCGAGGGGCGGUGCCUGGGGUUCGAAGUGAGCAACACAUCAUUCGGGGCGAUGUACGUUGAACUCCUCGACCUAGAGCCGUCAUGGAAGGCGGGGAGGAUGUACCCUCGAGAGGGCGAAGCGCCCAUCCAGCUAGACCGGAACGAGGGCACCAACUUCUUCAUCGAGGCCGGCAUCUCUGACCAGGUCCCCGGCUGCGUCCAGCCCAACACGUUUGACCGCUUCCUCGUCCUCGCCACCCCGAGGAGCCAGCUGAACUUCCCCCUCGACAUCCUUCCGGAGCUGGGCGGCGGCGGCGGCGGCAAGACCCCGCCCGUCUUUGACGGCGGCGACGACGGGCGGAGCGGCAGGAUCCCGCCGCAACCGGCGUGGUGUGUUCGAUACUUGGAUAUGCGCACCACCGAAUACGAGGAGCCCGCUGAUAGCUAG
This is a messenger RNA of Gaeumannomyces tritici R3-111a-1, 2106 nucleotides long. RefSeq lists its product as hypothetical. Gene Ontology annotation, molecular function: cysteine-type endopeptidase activity. The transcript has a single exon. The record is from RefSeq and is a predicted model, not a curated record. The coding region runs from base 1 to 2106 and encodes 701 amino acids. Gene Ontology annotation, biological process: proteolysis. Lineage: Eukaryota; Fungi; Ascomycota; Sordariomycetes; Magnaporthales; Magnaporthaceae.